Molecule: messenger RNA, 812 nt
Organism: Carassius carassius (crucian carp)
Lineage: Eukaryota; Metazoa; Chordata; Actinopteri; Cypriniformes; Cyprinidae
Exons: 5
Coding region: 17-670 (217 amino acids)
Source: RefSeq, a predicted model, not a curated record
CAAUUCACAAUCUGAUAUGAAGCUACAACGAAUAGGCACUUAUGUUGCAAUCAGGCAGCUUUGCCCCAAGUGUUUGUACAACCGUAAGUGGCAGAGCCAACCAAUAAUUGGAAGUACACCAAUGGGCAACCUCCUGUUAUCAGCUGCAACUUAUUUUACUGGGGGAUCAUUCAUCAAACUACAAAAGAUUUUCAAGGCCAUGGAAUUAAAACUUCACCAGUACGUCACAUUCAGGAGACAUUGCAGGAGUUUUUUGGAACCAGCAAUUGUACACAAGUGGAGAAGUGAACAACGAAAAAUUAUACAGAAGUUACAAGAGGGAGGAAAGAUUGCAUUAUCUGGAGAUAUGCGUGCAGAUUCCCCAGGACAUUCUGCUAAAUAUGGCAGCUAUACUCUUAUGCACAUGCAUAGCAAUACUAUUGUUGAUCUACAGCUUGUUCAGAGCAACGAGGUUGGUGGUAGCUAUCACAUGGAGAAGGAAGGCCUAAAGAGAUGUCUGGACCUGCUGGAGUCUAACGAUUUAGAAGUGGAUUACAUCGUCACUGACCGUCAUCCACAGAUCCAGAAGUAUCUCAGGGAGCGUGACAUAACACAGUUCUAUGAUGUGUGGCACUUUGAGAAAGGUUUGUCUAAGAAAUUAGAUAAACUGGCAAAAAAAAAAGGACUGUGAAUUGCUGAGGCCGUGGCUGCAUAGCAUCAGAAAUCAUGUUUAUUGGUGCGCCACUUCCUCGACAUCAGGACCAGAGAAGGUGGCUAAGUGGACUAAGAGGUGGUCAACCACCUCCAGAAUGUGCACACACAUGACAAUCCUA